AGGGAUAAGGACCUGGAGAAUAUUUAUGGAAGAAAAUAAAGAGUGGACGAAAGAAAAGAAGAAUCCUCUUGAACCAGAUGAGUUGAUAAAGAUAGCUAAUUAUUUGAAGAGAAAAGGGCUGGAGGAAACAGAAGCUAAGUAUAGACAGACUACUGUCAAGUAUUUUAGAGCUGAGAGUUUCCAUCAGAUAUAAUCAAAGAAAAUUCAGAAGAAAUUCUUGGACUGGUUGCUAAUAAACUCUCAAUUCUUAAUCGUAAUGAACUAAUAGAUUCAAAACUACUUGGAACCGCUUUUAUUGUUCAUGGCCUAAUGAAGAGCUAUAAAAGAAGUAGUGAAGAUAAAAGCAAGCACCCAAAAGAGCUGUUUUAUGCUGAUUUUACAAUGGAAGAUAAAGGAUUUUAUGCCUUUGAUAUACAUGAACCUCAGUAUAAUUCCAAACAGAUCUUUAUCCUGUUGAUCAUAUGAAUUAUGUGAUUAAUGCUACUGCUUAUAUGGACAGAUUCAAUAAGAAGUCAGUUCCAGGGAACUCUGCUUAGACUAUGCUCUUAUAUAAUCAGAUUCUUGAUAAUCAGAUAUGUGCUAUUCAUGAUAAGUUUUUGCUUAGGGCAAGAAUUUUGGAUAUUCGCAAGGCUAUUUGAUCUAAAUGCUACAAUCAAAGAUACAUUCUUCCCAAUUAUUUCCAUUAAUAAAAAUAAGAAAGGAUUGUCUUAUUUAAAGAUCUUUCUAAUGUUUAUAAUCUUUAUGUUAGUUGUUUAUGUCUACCUCAUUGCGAGAAAGCAUAUUCAUGCUACACAGACCAUGGAUUUUCUUAUUCCUAAGAAUGACAACCAAACCAAUCAUUUGGAAGGAAACAACACUGAGUCUAUUUUGAAGAAUACCACCCAAGACACAAAACCUGCCGAUCCCUCUCCAAGUACAAACUCCAAAAAGUCAUCCUCCGACCAGAAGGCCCCAGUCACUGACCCACAUGAAGAAAAAGUCCAGGCUAAAGAAGGAGAACAAGCAGGAAUGGAAGAGAAGAAGGAGCAGAGAGGUUCAAGUGAGGAAUUUAAGGAAGAUACAGAACAAACCAAUCCUCCAACCCCCCACAAAGCUGAAACUCCAACAAAACCCCCAUCUACCCCCUCUAAAUCCAACCCCAAAAGAUCCCAAGAACCCAAACCUACUAAAAAUAAAGCCAAACCCAACAAAGAAACCCUGAAUAAACUAUCAAGCCUAAAACCAAAACGCCCCAAGAAAAAAUCAUAACCUCUUAAGCCAGGAGCCCUU
Molecule: messenger RNA, 1269 nt
Organism: Moneuplotes crassus
Lineage: Eukaryota; Ciliophora; Spirotrichea; Euplotida; Euplotidae
Source: the annotation of a GenBank genome assembly